CUUCUUGCCACCAUUUAGCCGUCACCUCCAGCUACCACCCGACAGCUACCUAUGAGAAUCAUUUUCGGUCAAUAAUGUUUGUCAUUGUGUAAGACGACCGUCCGCUGUCUUUUGCAGGCUUCACCAUCGCAGCUCACACUCUCAAGUUGUUGCUUCUACAGCACAGGAUCCUCACCUGUUUCACGAACACAUCUUACGGUCAUAUAUGGAUCUGAUUCUUGCCCCAACGGAUUUGCUUCAAGAAUAAGAAAAAAACUACAAAAUUUCCAAACUCAAUUAACAGUCUGUUUAAGGGGAUGUUAGGAUAUAGGGUUUUCUAUAUUAGGUUUUAUUUAUUUUCCUUGUUAGAAUAUUUGCAUUUAGGUUUGAUUGUAAUCCAACCAUAAAGAUUCGAUUACCAUUCUUGUAUUUUCUCCACCUACUUCAAUUUCCCUAAAAAUAAGGAUUUUUUUUUUUUUUUUUAAAUAAUCAAGUGAAUAAGAGCAGCAAUGUAGAUCUUAGGGCAAUAAGUGGGGGAUAUAGGUUCUAACACCGAAACCGAACCACUCCAAAACAUCGUGUCUCCAUUUUCUCUCUUUUCGUCCGCAAUUUUCUCUCACUUCACAUUUCAUUACAAAUUUCUACAAGGCGGGCCAUAAGCAAGCAUUAUGUUCUAGCAUGGCAACUCUUGCCCGUAAUCUAAGUUGUACAGAAUUGACACUCUCCCUCUAGAAAGUCAAUGCCUCCCAACUCUCUUACUGUAUACUUUAUUUCCAGGCAACUUCUUUUGUUUCAUUCUUUAGUAGACAUAAAAGGGUCCUGUCAUGAAGGCUCAAAUUCAUACCAACCAUUGCUAGACAGUUGUAAUCAACAAGUGCAAAUGGAAGGAUGUUCCUGCAAAUCUGGAGACGGAAAAGAAGGUGGCAAUGGAUUCACUGAGAUCACUCUGCGGCCACUGGAUCUUUCUGACAUUGACCAUUUCAUGGUGUGGGCUUCAGAUGAUAAAGUGACUCGUUUUUGCUCAUGGGAACCCUACACUAGCAAAGAAGAUGGCAUAGACUUUAUGAAGAACAAGGUUAUUCCCCACCCAUGGUUCAGGGCAAUUUGCCUCGACAACCGGCCAAUUGGUUCCAUUUCAGUGACACCAAAGUCAGGAAUCGACAAGUGCAGAGGUGAAAUUGGCUAUGCUUUGAGCUUCAAGUACUGGGGCAAAGGGAUUGCAACGCAGGCUGUGAAACUGGUGGCUAAUACUAUAUUUGGUGAGUUUCCACACCUGGAGAGGCUUGAAGCUAUAGUUGUUGUGGAAAAUGUGGGCUCCCAGAGGGUGCUUGAGAAGGCUGGGUUCCAGAGGGAAGGUGUUCUAAGGAAGUAUUUUAGUUUGAAGGGGAAAACCAGAGACAUGGUGAUGUUCAGUCUUCUUUCUACUGAUCCCAAAGCCUGAAUAUUUGUACAUUAUUAUUAAUGUCUGUGAAUUGUGAACCUCAAGGCACCCUCCUGCAUAAUACAUUGUUAAAAGUUCUGUUGAAA
Molecule: messenger RNA, 1506 nt
Organism: Alnus glutinosa
Lineage: Eukaryota; Viridiplantae; Streptophyta; Magnoliopsida; Fagales; Betulaceae
Exons: 1
Coding region: 719-1420 (233 amino acids)
Molecular function (GO): acyltransferase activity, transferring groups other than amino-acyl groups
Source: RefSeq, a predicted model, not a curated record